AGUAUUGUCAUCGUUGCAGCGUCCAACCUGUCCGUGCAGAAACUUCUUUGGGUGCAUUUUUCUAUCUUGACGUUACGAUGUUUUACUCAUAACAUUUUUAAUUUGAUGUACUUUUGAAUUUAUGACUUAAUGUAAACAUAUCCACAGUGUAGUCACGUAAACCGCCUGGUCGUCCUUUUAGUAUAAAUCGCUCCCUAAUCAAUAUCAGAUACUUCCAGGUCAAGUGCAGCUCAACGAAAUAAACAAGCGUAAAAAAGACUGCGACGCAAAAAGAUUAAAACAAACAAACAAAGUAAACGAAAACCAAUCAGAACAGAAGGCCCUGGUUCAUCUGCAAGUUAUGCUACACACGGGAUGGCGGAAAGACAGGACAAUGAGAUUGAAGAAGCAGACCAAAUAUACCUUCUGAUGAAGGAGGAGUACCGAAUAUCCAGGAAUGUCCGCCUUGCCUGGUUUCUUGGCAAACUAAACCAAGUCAUCAGGCCGACCUCAAACUCUGAACUGCUACACUCAGAGAACGAGCUUGACCUGUUAAGUGUCUUGCCCAAAGGAUGGCAGCCAGACCAGCCUCCAACAGCACAACCCUGUAUGUUGAUACCUUCCACCCGGGCCAUGUUCCUGGCCCGCCGAUACCGCUUUGUCAUUGAACUGGACCUCAGCCCUUCAACUGGGAUUGUGGAUGACAGUGCCGGAAAGCUGAUAUUUGAUGAAGUCUUCAAUGCCCUUUCAAAAUGUCUCGCUGGUCUUGCUCGACCCUUCCGAGUUCCUGGCACCAGUCAAGUUUUCCAACCAAAGGUUUUCAUCACUAUCCUGGCUUAUUCCUCAAUCAUUGGACUUAGUUCCCACCAGGUACUGGUUCAAUGUUGCCAGCUUGAUUGCACAGAUCUGACGCAGUUCCUGCAAAAGGUGUACCACCAGCUCAGAGCAGUGGAGAACAACAUUGCAGAGGUUCUGCAGCAGCAGCAUGAGCAGUCUGAACGGCCUCUUUUGAGUUCAUCACUUGAUGGUUGCAAGUUGGACAGCCAGUUCCACCAGAAGCAGGGUAUUACCAUGGUACCGGCUGACAUCGGACUGGUCAGUAUGGUUCGCCAGGGGAUUCUGGCCCUUCAGUUGCUGCCCCCCAACUCAAGUGCAGGUAUAAUCAUCAUCACAGAUGGAGUGACCAGCGUGCCUGAUGUGGCAGUGUGCGAGACUCUUUUGAACCAGCUCCGCAGUGGAACCAUUGCCUGUUCUUUUGUUCAGGUAGGCGGCACAUACUCCUACGACUGCAGCUUUGGUUAUGUCCCAAAUGUGGAACUUAUGAAGUUUAUAUCCUUGGCUAGCUUCGGCUCCUACCUAGCCAGCUGUCCGGAAGUAGACGUUGAUAGCUUGGAGAUGAACUCCUAUCACAAGGCCCUCCUCAGCUACUCCUUCCUAAAGACAACGGAGUCCAUGUUCUCAGAGUACUUCUGUGUGAGCCAGCAUAAGUUGUUCAAUGAGCACCUGGUGUCCACCAGUGGGAACCCAGCCCUGGUGAUGCGCAGAAAGAAGCACACGGAGAAGGAGGUGCACGCCCACCUCAUUAGCGUGGUCUCUGUGAGACUCCGAGAGGGUUACACCAUCAGGGAGAUCAACCUAACCAAAGGUGGCAGUCAGCUGGAGGUGAAGCUGGUGUUGCUAUGGAAACACAACAUGAGCAUCGAGUACCUGGCGGCCGCUGCCUGGCCGCUGGAUCCUGACCUGCGCAACACUAGGGUUGAGGUGAUAAUGGAGGGGAGCUACGACAUCCUGCAUGACAUCAGCUGCACGCAGAAGAAGCCCAUCACUAGCCCCUACCGCACUUCCGUCAUCCGGCGCUUCUGGAACACUCUGCAGAGUAUAAACCAGACAGAUCAAAUGCUGGUGCACCUGCAGGCCUUCAACUCUCUCCCUGAGAAUUACAUGAUCCCAGAAAGCACCAAGAAUGGAGUCCCACUCUUCUACAUACCUCCGGGGUCAACAACACCGGUUCUGUCCUUGCAGCACAGUGGAUCCAAAGAUUCGUCCCGUUCACUUUUUUCCUCCUACUGGAAGCCCAUCCUUUCCAUGGAUGCCAACUUCUGGCAGAGGUGGCUGCACAUGCACCGCAUCAGUAUCAUCCUGGAGCAUGACAUGCCUCUACCGAAGCACGUUCAUACCCCUGGAAACAAUGGGCGCUUCAGUACCAUUCAGUGUCGCAUCUCCCACUCCGCUCUUACAUCCCUUCUCAAAGACUGGACCAGCUUUGUCUUGGUUGAGGGCUACUCCUACAUUAAGGUCAUUUACAGUUCGCCUGAACACCCACCUUCCUCUUUCUACCUGGUGCGUCUGAUCUCCAAGACCCCUUGCAUGGUGCUGCGCCUGGGCUUCCCUAUCGGCACUCUGGCCCACAUCAGGAACAAGAUUGUGGAUGAGCUCCGGGACCAGAUCCUUAAACUGCGCUUCCCUCAUCGUGUUCAAAACAUCAAGGAGGUUACUCCCAAGACUAAGAGGAAGCUACCUGGCCAGCCGUCGCCAUCCAAGUCCCCCUCUCUCCCUGUCCCCAAGCUGGCCUUGUCAGACAGACCCUGCGUGGUGGUGCUCAACAAGCCCCUGGAGAGACUGCUGAUAAGGUAUGACAAGCUACCGCUGGACUUCCAAGUGCCUUUCAUGUUCAACAUGGAGAACCCCGCUCACGUGCCUAACACCGGGACCCCGCUCAACGUGGCUGCCAGCCGCUCCGCCUCGUCCACGCUGGCCUCCCUUUCCCGCUACUUCUACCACCGGCGCUGGGUCUGGGCCAUGCAGAGGAACCAGGGCCCCGUUGUGUCCAUCCAGGCCAUGGGUCACAUCCUCUCCAUUCUGUCUGAAAUCAGGUUGUCAGAGGGGUUUCACUUUGCAGCCAGUGGAGAGGGCAUUGUCAACAUGGUUCUCGAGCUUCCAAUGAAGGGCACAUCGUUGGACUUGGACAAAGAGAGUCAUUCAUGCAUGGUUCAAUACAUCUUGUUCCCGCCCCACUCCAACGCUACCAAAGAUAGUUUCUCCACCGACGAUGACAAUGACACAGAGGUGGAGGCCAUCGACGCGGAUGUGGAGCUGAACCUGGUGACAGAGUGUUGGGUGGAGCCGCAGACUGGGACAGUGCUGAGCCACACUGACCAGCAUCACCAGUACCACGGCCUCAAGUACCAAGAGAUCCCUCAAGCGAUCUUCCCAAAGGAUUUGUCCUGCAUGUCAACCAUGUUGACAUUUGAGUACCUGAGCCAAAUGUGUCAGAACAAGGACCAGAUGCAGCCCAUAGUAGCAGACCUCCACGAUGGGGAAGGAGAGUUCCUGGCAUCUGAAGACAGAAUUCUAACCGUUCCGUUUCAGUUUGACCUCAUCCAGCUGCUCCCCAAGUGUCAGCAGAUAGAAAUGUUCUUCCUCAUGUUUGGCAAAGUGGAGAAUGAGGAUGCAAACCAGGGCCUCUCAUUCCUGCCCAAUGACAUGCUGCUCAGCCUCUUCCACAGCAGUCUGGAGCAGGACCUCAGCGACCGAGAGAUACUACUGGCUGACAGUGACCAUCUGUUGUUCAUUCAAAACAUCCUGGAGCGGGAGCGGGAGGGGCACGUUGCACCGUUUUCGUUGCCCAUUCUUAAAGAGGAGUACCUUGGGACUCCAGACCGGCAGGAUACAACCAUGUCCUUCCACACCAUCAGCAGCAGCCAGGAGGUGACGGGCUCCACAAGCACUUUACAGAGCUUCAGUAACGUAGACCUUGUGGAUGAGGAGCCGGUCCAACCGGGCCGGCGCUAUGCUGCCCCCCAGUGGAGGUGCUACGCCAAGUACAUCAGCUCCCAGCAGAUCUUUCUGACCUUCCUCCCCACAGCAUUAGCAGGCAAGAAGCCUCCUAUUUCUCUAAUGCGUAGAGCGCUAUUAUCCUAUGUUUCAUCGGGCUUAAUUUGCCCCAAUCCCAUGCCUUUGUCGUCUGCUGCUGUCUCCUCAUCCCCAGAUGUUGGAAUGUUGAUGUCCUCGGAGGCGGGGGCAGAAGCGGAAGGCGAUGUGGACGUAACCCAGUCCAAUGAUUCGCUCCAUGACUCGGUGGGCGGAGCCCAGGCCGAAGCCCUGUCUUUCUACUUGAGCAGAGGGGAGCAGUCUGACUGUUCCCGGGGGGCGUCCCCUGGUCUGGAGGGUGAGGGGCCUACCCCAGACUGCCUCACCCUGCACCAGGACAGCAGGGACAGGAGGCGCUCGGAGACUGAAACCCCAAGGCCCCAGUCAGGUCAGGAGAGCCGUGUUCCUCUUGCAUUCCCAGAAAAAGAGGGAGUGCAGUUUUGGGAGCCCCAGGUGAGUGACGUCAGUCCUCCAUCCCAGCAGAGGCCAGCCCACGGAGGCCACCUGCGCUGCCCCGUUUACGUCUACCACGUCUCUCUGGACCACCUAAAGGACCAACUGGUCCACCCCACCUCUAGCCGACAGAGCCACGAUGUGUUCAUGAGGUCGCUGUCUCAGGAGCGCAGCAGCAUGUCUUCCUGGACAGAUUCUCUAACCCAGUCUCACAAGCACAAAGAGCUAGCCAACUAUUGCAGUCUUCUUCAGGAGCAUUACCACCAAAGCUAUGUCAAAGGUGUGUACCGAAGCCUGCAGCAGUCCUAUAACAUCUGCUCCCAGGACCUCCUGACAGCGAUGGACUAUUGUGAGGAAUCUCUCCAGGAGAUUGAUAUCACAUCCUUCCUGCAGACCCUCUGUGGCCACGUCCGGGACUUUCAGGAAAGUGCUGACAUUCAAAGUGAGGAAAUUUCCACAAGAUCCCCGAUGUUGGUCAUCGGUGAGACAGAGGAAGAUGGGACAUCUUCCUUCUCACCCAGUGUUGAAGUGACAAAAGGAAAAGAACCAUGGGAGGAAUCGUCCACUGAGCCAGCAUCUCCAGCCAUCCUGGAGGAGAACAGGACUAACAAGAGCCAAGACCUCCUUCUGUCUCUGCUUAGGACGCAGCACACGUGUGAGGUGCAUCCGGAUCUCAACAAAAUAAUACAGGACAAGUUUACUGAAAUUGGAUCUCAGUAUUUCAAGAUGGUGCCCUUAAGCCCCCACUACUUCUUCUAUUAUCCCCCGUCAUCAAAGAAUGAGAAGGAUUCUGAUGGAGACGAGAGGAGACCCAGUGAGGAAUUGAUGUCUGAACCCGAUCCAGUCACUGAGGAUGAGAACCUGUCGGGCUGCUGCAUCGUGACGGAGAGCGACACCGACCUGGAGGUGGAGUACCAGGAGGGCGGUGCCGCCAAGUCGGACGGGGGCGAGGGCGAGGGGGACGACGGGUCGCUGUCAGAUUCGGACACCGUCAACCAGGAUGAGGACGACUCCUUCAGCAUCCUGGACGCAGACUCCCUCCUGGAGCCCGAGGCCACGUCACAGGAGAUGCCGCCUCUGUUCGUGCACCUCACCUGCUCUGUCAACCUGAAGAGCUGCCAUGGGUCCAAGCCCAUACAGACCCUGCCCACCUGCCUAGCUGAAGUGUUAUCCUGCCUGGACAAUGCAGAGUCCCUUCAGAUUGUAGAUUUGAACGAGCUCUCGGUUACGUUGGACAUUUUUGUCCUGACGCUACCACCCGAGAUUGAAGUCAUGGCAGACUUCCAUCACAACAGGUACACAUCGGAGAGCAGUGUGUCUCUGAACCGUUCCCCUGGACAGCCCUCAUCAUACCGCUCGGAUGAGGAGAUGAUGUGUGGGCUGGACGACCUCAGAGGAACCAACGUUAACGGGGUCACUGGAGAUUCUCUGUCCAAACUGCCAAUGCCACAAAAGCUGGCUUUGCUGGCUACAAUGGAAGAGAUCCGCUGGCUCCUGGAGGACGAGAUCGUGUCGGCGCUGAGGUGCUCGCAAGCCAUCAGCUCGACCGUCCUGCAGAAGGUUGCGGACCACGUGGUGCGGUCCAGCGGGCGGAUGUGCUGCCAGCACGAGAUUGUCCCCCUGCAGUUUGUCUUUGGCCCAGAGCAGUCCCUCGAGAAAUUCAGACAGGAGUUCCGCAGAAUAUCCUUCCAUGGGUAUGUUUUGAACGGUGAACAAGACAGCUUCCACUACAUGUCCCUGAGUCGAAGGGCCCUGGCUGGCAAGACCAAGGCAGACCACGCGUUGGACCUCCGCCGACAGCUGGACUUGUGUGCCAUCAGAGUAAACGCUGGAGACAAGUCCGGGUGUAGUCAGGCUUCUCUCUGCAAAGUCCCAGAGAAUGAAAAAUCGGUAGGAGCGACGGAGGCAGACAGUGAGGGCGAAGAGAUGAAGCCUUCUAACACCGAUUGCAGCCUGCCGUCUGGAUCCUCGACGGAUGGUGUCAAAGUGGUCAAGCAACAGUCUGAAGGCUUCCACUCACAGAAUUCCUCAACUAAGUCCCCCAUCAGCCUUAAUCUGCUGCCAGGACCCGUCAGCGCUGAGCAAGGCUCGGAGCCCUCCUCGCUCCCCAAAACCCCGUCCACUGUCAGCCUGACGGAGUCUUUGCAGUCAGCCACCCAUUGUAGUGGAAAACUAAGAACUAACCGUGUCCAAAGUGUGGUGUCCAGCCAAGGAAGUCUUGAUUCAGACAUGUUGGGGUACGAUGGCGACAGCAGUGACUCGGAAAGCGAAAGCCCAGCGUGGGACGAACAGGAGCCGAAGGUGUUACUCAUGCCCAACUUCUGGCUCAUCGUUAGGAUCCACCAGGACAGGGUGGAGGUGUACUCCCACUCUCGGAGCUUCACGGAUGACAAAGAUGAGCUGGAGAAACCGGCAGACCUUCCCGAGUACCUCAAGCUGCAUCAGAUGAUGGUGCGCAAGAUCAGUGAUAUGUGCAGAGUCGUCAAUCAGCGCAUGCUGUUGCAGGAUCUGCACGAUAGACACGUAUGCAACUCUCUGCUGGUGGCGGAGAGCGAAGACGACAUUUGGAAGAACGACUCCCUCUACAGGCAUAGGCAUGCCAUCUCGGAUGAUUACACUACUGAGGAGAACUACCAACCCAGAGACUACCUGGCCGCCACCAUGGAGUUCAUCCCUGGAUACUUUGCCUGCGAAGUGGUGUGGAGCACCAUCAUCCUCAUCCACCCGCGCCUCAAGAUAGGGCCCAACAUGGGCGUGUCGCGAGCCAUUCAGGCCUUGCGCUCUGUGCUAAAUUCCUUCUGCGUGGGCAACAGGAAGAACAUGUUUGUCUACCAGGAGCGAACAACUAAAUCUGUCUUCUAUCUCAGGCUCUCUGAGACCUCUCAAGCGGGGAAGUACUGUGAAAUGGAGGGCAACUUCUCCGCCAGUCGUUCGCUAGGACUGUCGAGGAGUCAGGAGCCUUCGGAGGAGAUGAACUACCAGAGGUCUCCUAUGGAGAGCUGUCGGCCGAUUGGUCUGGUGGACAAACACAUCCUACUGUUGGUGCAUGGUGUCGGGGACGCAGGUCCAGAGAUAACCGAUGAGCUGGUCAAGUUGCUCCGCAAGCGUCUCGACGAGACCACUCUGGACAUCAUCACGGUCAUGCUGGUCAGGAACUGCAAGUUGACCCCCGCUGAUGUGGAGUUCAUCCAGCCAUUGGGCUCUCCUUCAAACGAAGUGAUGCAGUUCAGCCUCCCGCAGUACUGCUUGUCUAUCCUGCCGGCAGUAGCCCACUACCUCAGGCAGAAUCUCCUCAUCUUCCUGCAUGUCCCAAAGUACACAGACAGCAACACAGCACACCACUUCAAGCACUACUUCCAUGCGUGCAGUGGUUUGCCUGAUGGUGAUAUCUACCUCUACAAUAAGCCCGGUGGACAGGGGACCGGUGGCAAAGGGAUCGCUUGCAUCACACUGUCGUUUGUGGAUGCUCAAGGGGGCGCUGUAGUGGUGCCAGCACAGGACUGCAUCGCACUGCAGAAGCAGAACCCUUUCAACACCCCCCUCCACCCAGACCAGUUUGAAGAGCUUACAGCUGUUUUUAAGAUGGAUUCUUCAAAUAGCCUCUCAGUGCCACAAAUGCAGGUCCGCUUUGAUGUCUGGGAGCAAGGCAACAUCAGCCCCUUGCAGCUCGGAGUCAAGCUCCAGGGAGCUCUCCGCCAUGCACUGUGUGACGUGGUCAUGGAGCUGAACCUGCUGCCCAACCCUCUUUGUUUGGGGGCCUUCUGUGCGGCGCCAAUAGUUCAUAGGGAAGAGAGUAAAGCAGUGUUCAGUCCCUCACCUGAAACAAAGGAGCUCAAGGAGACGCACCGCAUCAGCGCCCGUGUGUCCAAGAACAGCCCCUCCCCCAUCAUCCUACCCCAGGCCCAGGGGGGCACCCCCACCCCGGGGAGCAGCACGCCAGAGUCUACCACCCCCACUAGCAAGAGCGGUCGGCGCAGCUUCUGGGAGAUGCUGGGCAAGGCGGAGUCUUCGGAACUGGUGAGCCCAAAGACGACGGAUGACAUCGUGCCAGAGAAGGUGGAGGAGGGGAAGGUGGUGCGUCGUAGGCACAAGACGGAGAGUGUGAAGCAGCAGUGGAGCCAGGAGAGGGCUGGGGCGGUAGAACUGGAGCAGCUCCAGAGGAAACAAGUGUCCCAGUUAGAGGAGGGCGAUCUGGGCACCCUGCAUCCUGUUUACCAGUUUAUUUGCCAACCAUGGAUGACCUUCAUGGCUCAACUUGGCUGCACUUCAGUCCAGCAGUGUACAGCUGAAAUAGCGUCACACUUUCUGCUGCCUUCAGUGUUGAUGGAGAUUGUUAAUUUGGUCAGUUCACUGGCCAAUGAUACAACAGUGAAGGUGUUUGAGAAGCAAAGUCGUUCUCAAAGCACAGACGUCUUCGUCCCGUUGCCGCUGGUGCAGCACUCCAGACCCGCUAGUUCGAACCCCAGGACCUUCAUUCUCGUCGGACGUAACUUCCAUCAGUGGCACUGCAGCACAGACCAAGAGCAAAGUUCAGAUGAGGAGCACAGCCCUUUGCUAAAUAGGUUCACACCUCAUAAAGGCCUCCAGCGCUUCGAGGCCUUGGAGCCAGCUGAUUGGCCUGGCCCGGGUACGGCCCAUGGAGGGGUAGCACCACGACAGAGGUUCCUCUUCAUCGCUGUGCAGGGCAAAAAGGUCACCCUCCACUGCUAUAACUGGCAUGUGGACCUUGGCUCCGAUCUGAACCGGAGGCUGGGUCAGCUUUUCAAGUGGCAGAACGCCAGGGCCCAUGUGGUGCACUGCCUACUCAACCAGAAGAUGGGCCUGUUCCAUCACUACUGCUUCUCAGACACUCCCAGCCAUGACGACUCCAAGCAGGAGCCCAACCCGUUCCUUAACCCUGCGGUGGAGCCUGACGCCCUGCUACGAAGCCCCGUGCCUCCAGUGACAAGCAAGGACCCGGGGCGGCUGGGCAGCUCCGGCCGCAGCCUGGCCCCCCUUCACUUCCCCUCAGAGCUGCUGCCGUUCGACGAGGCCCUGAGAGACAUGAGCACGGUGCGCCCGUUCGCCGUGGGUGAGCAGGACUGCCCAGAUGUCGUGACGAGGCAUGGGAACCAGCUUCUGGAGGUCAAGGCAGCCGAGCGCAGAGAAAUGGAGAAGCAGAUGAAGAUUGAGAACUUGUUUGUGACUUGGCAGCAGAGGUCUGCACAGUCCAACAUGCCUAUCUCAGCGGUAGACCUGGACAUUCUGAAGCAGUCCUCAAGGCUGGUCCACUACUGCGCCACCCCGCUCCUGUUUGAUCCCGCCUUCCGCAGGCAGAUCCAGGACGAGCAGUUCAACCGGCCCCCGGCUAAGAAGCGACACUGCUCCAGCGACUCAGCGGCCUCAGGACGCGACCGGAGCUACAGCACAGACUCAGCGGACACCAUACCCAGUCGGCUGAAGGAGGAGUCCUGGCUGCUGGAGCUCUCUAACACCUUCCUGCAGCAGUACAUCCAGUACCUGCAGAGCACAGGCUUCAUCCUGGUGCAGAUCCGGCCUCAGUCUCCUGCCCGCAACAGUGUUGCACGGGCCCGUGCUGCAAUGCUGAGCUCCAUGUUGUCUGAAGGGAGGAUGUCCUUCUCCUACGUCAAGCAGAAAAGCGAGGACAGCCCCAAGAUCACAGCGAGUGGCACCACACCAUACCACCUCCAGAGGGCGCUGCCAGGGGGAAUCGUGCUCAUCGAGUUGACUUUCCAGGGCUGCUACUUUUGUGUGAAACAGUACGCCUUGGAGUGUACAAGGAUCCCCAUGGGCCAGACAGUCAACUCUCAGGGCACCUUCCUCACCAAACCCCGUUGCAAGCCGUUUCCAGAAGCCAUACCAGUGUCUGACUCCGCGCUCUCCAUGCUCUUCACCGAGGAGUGUGACAAGGUGCGGGACCUCAUGCACGUGCACUCCUUUAGCUACGACUACCACCUGCGUGUGGUCCACCAGCACCUGGUGGGCUGCCACAUGAUGCUCCGCCAGGGCUACCAGCUCACCCAUUUCCUGGAGGACUUCAUUUCCCAUCAUCCUGAUAUUCCCAAAUUUGGUCGCAAUCAUGUGUUUCAAGGGAGCUUCUCGGUCUCCACGGGGAUGAUCACGGCCCACCAGCUGUACAACUACAUCACGGACCACGCCAACACCUACAGCAUGAAGCCUGUCCGCAUGUCCAAGACCGCCUGCACCGCUGACGGCAAGAAGGGGGGGCCGAGCGCCGAGCAGCACGAAUACGCCCUGGUGGCUCUGUGGAACAGCUCUGGUUCAUAUAAGGACCCUGAAGGACUCCAACACUAUGAUGACUUUGACGUGUCUCUGCUCGUGUGCCACAAUGCCGCCCCCUUCGAGGAACAGCUGGAAGGAGACCGACACGUGCUCAAGCUCCGGUUCUACGUGAUCAUGACGAGCCAGAGGGAACUGUUCCCUCGUCUCACCGCCGACAUGCGGCGCUUCAAGAAGCUCCCCCCUCUGCUCCACCGCGACCCCGCUGACCCCUCCGCCAGCAGCAACAGCAGGUCCCUGGAGCCGGCCGAGCUCGGAGGAGGAGGAGGAGGAGGAGGAGCGAAAGAUACGGAGUGCGACCCUUGGGAGGAGCACAGAGCCGCGACCGCCGCCUCCCCCGAGGCCAGCGAGUCCACGGCCCCGGUGGGGAUUCUAGCAUCCCUCAUCGGUGACGCCCGCGGCCUCCUGUACCCGUUCGCUCCGUUUCCCCUGCUCAACAGCGAGGUGCUGGCGGCGGAGCACCACAUCCAGGCCAGCGUGGAGCAGGCCAUGGGCCACUGCCGCCGGGACACCCUGUGGAGGAGGCUGUUCCACGGCGAGCAGCUGGACCUGGUCCUGGACAAGCUGAAGCUCACCAAGCUGUCCUUCUGCGAGCUGGAGGAGCUGCUGGAGACGGUGGUCAGCCGCUCCAUUGGGGAAAUCGAUCCCCAGCUGGACUGCUUCCUCACAAUGAGUCCUGGCUGGUACCAGAGUCUCAUUAAAGUGCUGCUUUCCCGCUUCCCUCAGAGCUGCCGACACUUCGAUGAAAAUGGCAUCCAGUAUCUGGCAGUACUAAAUCAGAAAUUUAUAGACUGCUUUGUCCUCGUUUUCCUUGACACACAAGCUGGAAAAACGAGUCUUAAAGUGGUGUUCCGCGAGCCGCUGCCUUCCCAACCGCAGGGCAGUACCAGCCCUCCACCGCAACUGGUGUCCAUGUACCACCACUUGGAAUCGGUCAUCAACACCGCCUGCUACACCCUCUGGACGGGUCUGCUGUAGACCCUUUGCUACAUCACAGGACUUCUCUGGGAUGUUUAGCAUGGAGGCUCAUGCUUUGUCUUCUACACAAAGUCAAAUGCAUUGGCACCUUUUGUGUGUGGAGACAGAUUUCUAACGAUAUUUUCCUCUUAAAAUAGAAUCUCUGUUCUUUGGAGGCUCUUGAAACACACUGAACAUGCAGGGGCGUUAAUUGCUUGCCAAACAGUUGGGGGAAAACUUUUGUUUGUUAUGGGUUCAUUACCUAUAUUAUGCUGUAUAUGAGCCCUUUUUAAAAUAGAACACAACUUGAGGCACAGGGAUUUAAUGCAGCACAAAUGCUGUUGAGUUAACAUGGUGAGAUAUUUUGACACCAAUACAGUUAAUAAUCCUGCAAAAAAGGGUGUACAAGGAAUUCAUUACCUACAGCAGUUUUGAUUUGCUUUAUUGCUUCACUCGCAUAAGCAGUCUUUAUUUAUAGUUAAUGUAAUAUAACCACUUUUUAUAAAUAAUUAAAAGCAUUGUAAAUACCUUAUUUUAAUAUACACUGAAAUACCACUACCAGUUUUUGUGGUGAAGGACAGACAGGUGAACUGAAUAGUGAACUUGACAAAUGAUUCUGCUAAAUCACUUCCCGAACCAGACUCAGCUUACCUUAAAGUGCCUUUCUAGAUUUCUUGUUUUGUGUGUCUUGAUAGUAUUUGUUGCAUCUGCCCCCAAAUAUUAAACACACUCAUUUGGUCAAAUAAAUUUCAAAGGUCCUGUUUUUUGGUUUAAACAAAUUGACUGCUAUUUUCAAAGAGCUACACAAACAACCAUCAAAUUUGUUCUUUCAUUAUUCGUUUUGGCUUUAAUUUCAUUUUUUUUGGUUUAUCCCAUUAUUUGGUUUACUUUGAAUAACCACCGUCAAGACUGAAGUAUGAUGAAGCCAGAUAGUCUUCAGGAACAGUUCAAACAUAAAAAUUAAGAUAUCAGUUCUAAAGUGGUUGCAUUUUUUAAGGAUGGAAAAUUUGAAGGGGGCUUUGUUGCUUAUUUACUAAUAGUUAUAUUGUUUGAAUAUCAAACGAAGGAGUGGUGGUGGUGGUGUGGUCAAAUGUGAAAUCUGAUGAAUUCAGAACGGUUACCCCCUAAGCAUUUUCCAUAUCACAGCGUAACUGCAGUUAUUUUGAAUGUAUUGAUGGAUUUGUAUGAAUAAAACUCAAUAAUAAAAUAGAUUGUCCUCUACAGUGAAAGAAAAA
Messenger RNA from Gadus macrocephalus (Pacific cod), 12794 nucleotides. RefSeq names its product SZT2 subunit of KICSTOR complex (gene szt2). The record is from RefSeq and is a predicted model, not a curated record. Gene Ontology annotation, cellular component: peroxisome. Lineage: Eukaryota; Metazoa; Chordata; Actinopteri; Gadiformes; Gadidae. The transcript is spliced from 74 exons. The coding region runs from base 355 to 11580 and encodes 3741 amino acids.